AUGUCGUUCGGUGAGGUGACGAUCACCCUAGAGGACGUUGCGACACUGACCGGUCUAGCGAUCGAUGGUGAUGCCGUCGUAGUAGACAUACCAUACGAGGACUGGUCGGCUAUGUGUCUUCGAGUGUUAGGACGGGCUCCUACUGAUCUUGGUGGUGGCGUCAUCCGGAUUGCUUGGCUCAGGGAGACUUUCGAUGAGCUACCGUUUUCUGCAUCACCCCAGACGAUAGAGAAAGUUUGCAAGAGCUUCACCUGCAGUACCUACUUUUUGUGGAGGAUUGGCGCAGAGCGGGGAGGUUUGCUUGGGGAGCAGCUAUGCUAUCCUACUUGUACAGUGGAGGAUCGGUUUGCAGAGAUGGGUAGAUCGGCGCUGCAGAUGACGACAUCUUCUUCACUGGGUGGUGACUUUGGUGGAUGGUUCGCCUUGCUAAUGAUCUGGACGUGGGAGCGGUUUCCUCAUACAUCACCACUACAUGCGGAGACGGGUGCGCAGAUUACUCAGGACGCAGUGCCACGUGGCCUUCGGUGGCUUCCGGCCCACACCCGUCAGCAUGGAGAUCAGUUCUACCUGUACAAGUUGUGGUUUGACGAGUGCACGACAUUCGUGAGGUCAGGACUACAGCGGCACUGUGAUCCAGUCCGACACGUUUCGAGCAGUAGUUCCGCUGAUCUGCUUCUCAUCGCAGAUGUGGCAUCAUCCAGAUCGCGUGCUCGGACACUUUGGGAUGAUUCAGGACCGGCCUCAUCCUCCACAUUCUGCGGCUGA
Messenger RNA from Linum tenue, 765 nucleotides. The record is from the annotation of a GenBank genome assembly. NCBI's taxonomy places the organism in Eukaryota, Viridiplantae, Streptophyta, Magnoliopsida, Malpighiales, Linaceae.